UCUUGUUUCCUUUCGUAUUUCUUUUUGUUUUAUAUACUUUCUUUUUUAUAAGAAUUAUUAGGGGGCGUCGUACAAAGCUACGCAUGUAGUGCCUUUUCUUUAGUUUUCAUAUUUCAACGGCGCAUCCCCAUUGUUUGUUGACACCAGGUUGAUCACAGAGACAUAUUUGAGAAGAUGAGGGUCCAAAAAUGGCAGAUACCCUGAACCACAACCCCUACAAAAACCCAGUUCGUUGGUGAAGAAAAAACAGAGAGAAAAUCAACUGCGUAAAAACAGAGCAACCCCUUUUUGCAGAAAUGGGAUCAGAUUAUGGAAUCCCCAGAGACCUUUCAACUCUUCAAAAGGCUCGAUCUUUUUACAAACCAUUGCUUCCUCCUUGCCUUCAGGGAACUACUGUGCGAGUAGAAUUUGGUGAUGCGACUACUGCAGCAGAUCCUUCUGGUGCUCAGGCUAUUAGUCAAUCGUUUCCUCACACUUAUGGUCAACCUUUGGCUCAUUUUCUUAAACCUACAUCCAUUGUUCCGGAUGCACAGAUUAUCAACGAUCACCCUGCAAUCAAGGUCGGAGUGGUUUUCUGUGGUAGACAAUCUCCUGGAGGACAUAAUGUUGUUUGGGGUUUACAUGAAGCUCUCAAAAUUCAUAACUCUUCAAGUACUUUGCUUGGAUUUCUGGGUGGUUCGGAAGGUUUAUUUGCUCAAAAAACCCUUGAAAUCACAGACGAUGUUCUUGCAACCUACAAAAAUCAAGGUGGUUAUGAUCUAUUGGGAAGAUCGAGAGAUCAAAUAAGAACAUCAGAGCAAGUUAACGCCGCCAUGGCUGCAUGUAAUGCUUUGAAGUUAGAUGGCUUGAUCAUUGUCGGAGGUGUAACAUCAAACACCGAUGCAGCCCACCUCGCUGAGACUUUUUCUCAAGCAAAAUGCUCUACAAAGGUGGUUGGAGUACCUGUUACUUUAAAUGGAGAUCUCAAGAACCAGUUUGUGGAAGCUAAUGUUGGUUUUGAUACAGUUUGCAAGGUUGACUCUCAACUCAUUAGCAACCUAUGCACAGAUGCUCUUUCUGCUGAGAAGUACUAUUAUUUUGUUCGACUCAUGGGUCAGAAGGCCUCACAUGUUGCCUUGGAAUGCACUCUUCAAUCACAUCCUAACAUGGUUAUUCUUGGUGAGGAAGUUGUUGCUUCAAAACUUACCAUUUUUGACUUAACAAAACAGAUAUGUGAUGCUGUGCAAGCUCGUGCAGAAAAAGAAAAAUACCAUGGUGUUGUUCUACUUCCAGAAGGGCUUAUAGAAAGCAUCCCUGAAGUUUACGGGUUGUUAAAGGAAAUCCAUCGAUUUCUUCGACAAGAAUCAGAUGACUCAGCACAAUUGUCACAGAUUGAAACAGAAAAGCUUCUUGCUGUACUUGUAGAAGCAGAAAUGAGCAAAAGACUAAAAGAAGGAACAUACAAAGGGAAGAAAUUUACAGCUAUCUGCCACUUUUUGGGAUAUCAAGCUCGGGGUUCUCUACCUUCAAAGUUCGACUGUGACUAUGCUUACGUUCUUGGACAUAUUUGUUACCAUAUUUUGGCAGCUGGUUUGAAUGGUUAUAUGGCCACAGUAACUAACUUGAAGAAUUCUUUGAGCAAGUGGCGUUGUGGUGCUGCUCCAAUAACGGCUAUGAUGGCUGUGAAGGAUUAUGGUAGUGCAUCGGGAUCCAUAACUAUUGGAAGACCCGUUGUCCAUCCUGCUAUUGUGGACUUGAGAGGCAGAGUAUACGAGGUGCUAAGACAAAACGCAACAAAGUUCUUAAUGGAUGAUGUGUAUAGAAACCCUGGGCCUCUUCAAUAUGAUGGUCCAGGGGCUGAAUCUAGGACUGUUAGCUUGUGUAUUGAGGAUCUGGAUUAUAUGGGGCGUAUAAAGGAACUGAAUGUAUAUCUUGACAAGGUACGAAGCAUUGUGAAACCUGGUUGUUCUCAGGAUAUUCUGAAAGCUGCUCUGAGUGCCAUGUCUUCUGUGAUGGAUAUUCUUUCUGUUAUGUCAUCUCCUUCAAAUGGCAACAUUUAGUUAGAGUCAUAUGUGUAUGGCUUUUAGGAUCCCGAUGUUUGAUCAAUAAUGAGAAAUAACGGCAUUUAGGUUAUGAAAUGCUACCAUUUUGUGAAGUCUUUGCGGGUUGUGCAAAGGUAUAUAGAGUAUCUAUUCUCUCACAUAUAACCAAAACAAUCCUUUUCUUCCUAAUAGAAAUAUUAACGCAUUAAAAAAAAAAACUAUAGUGUUCGGUUAGAAAGA
Molecule: messenger RNA, 2261 nt
Organism: Lactuca saligna
Lineage: Eukaryota; Viridiplantae; Streptophyta; Magnoliopsida; Asterales; Asteraceae
Source: the annotation of a GenBank genome assembly